Molecule: messenger RNA, 1642 nt
Organism: Blepharisma stoltei
Lineage: Eukaryota; Ciliophora; Heterotrichea; Heterotrichida; Blepharismidae
Source: the annotation of a GenBank genome assembly
AUGGAUCAUAAUAGUCUGGACCAUGAUAGAGAAGCUCAUGAGAAUCAGAAUUUAAAUAUUGAAACUCUUUGUAUUCAUGCUGGGCAGCCUCCAUAUCCUUCAACAGGAGCACUAGCUAUGCCAAUUUCUUUAUCAACUGGAUUUGAAUAUAGCCAUACAGACAGCUUUAGUGACUUAGAAAGACCUUUGUGUUCUACUGUCCAAUCUUUAGAAGAGCUGAUAGCAGCUUGUGAAUCUACUAACUCCCUGCAAAACUAGAAAGCAAUAUUUUUUUAUUAGUUAGCGGAGUGACUUUAUAUAAUUUCUUUUCGGAUUAAUAAAAAUUCAAAUUUUUAAUAUUUAAUGAUUAAUCCAAUUUAGACUAUCAAUUUAUAUGUUAUAAUUUAAUAUAUAUUAAAUUUUUAUAUUAAACAAUUUUUCAAAAAAAUAUGGAUUUUUCUAAUUUUUGCAUGCUAAAUAAGUGGGUGUAAGUAUGCUAUAGCAUUUCCAAGCGGUUUGGCAGCUAUAUGCAGUGUUUUUAACUUAGCAUGCCCAGGAAUGCACAUUAUCGUGGGCAUAGAUGUUUACAUAGGUGCGAGAUAUCCUUUUUCCAAAUUAACCAACACCAUGGACAAUGUUUCAUCUGACUAUAUUGACUUUUCGAAUAUAGAAAAUGUACGAAAUGCUAUUAAGCCAAACACGAAGGUUAUAUGACUUGAAACCUUUUCUAAUCCAUUAUUAAAUGUCCCUGAUAUUAAAUUAAUAUCAGAAAUUGCUCAUCAGCACAAUAUUAUUUUAGUUGUAGAUAACACAUUAGGGACCCCUUAUGUAAUCAAACCAAUAAACCAUGGCGCAGAUAUCGUAGUUCACUCAGCAACAAAAUUCAUAAACGGUCACUGUGACGUUCUGCAAGGAAUCGUCUGCACGAGUGACCUUGAAAUUUAUCGAAAAACCCGUGAAUAUCAAAGCUUGAUGGCUGACUCUCCUAAUCCAUUUGACUGCUAUCUGGCUAUCAGAGGAAUGAAAACUUUGCAUCUCCGUAUGAAAAAAAGUGCAAAAAAUGCUAUGAAAUGUGCAUUAUUUUUAAAAUCGCACCCGAAAGUUGAUUUUGUGAGAUAUCCAGGGCUUCCUGAUCACCCGAAUUAUGAAUAUGUAAAAAGAGAGAUGAGGAAUGCAGGGGCUGUUAUUACUUGGAGAAUUAAAGGGGGAGAGGAAGAAAUGAAGAAUUUUUAUUAUAGUUUGAAAAUUAUUGAUGUUGCUUAUGCAAGCUUGGGAGGAGUGAAAAGCAUUAUAAAUGACCCAUGGUUGUCGAAAGCUUAUCAAGAGACAUGCCAAUUGCCAAAUAAUAUACUCACUUCCCCGUCCUUUAUAUUAGAACGAUAUUGGUGGAUUUCUAAUUUUGGGUCAAGUAGCGCCCCUUUUAAAGUGAAACAAAAUUUUGAUUUAAUUAGCUUUAGCCCAACUUAGUAAUAGUAUAAGUAAAUAGCUUAUACUGCGAAUAAAAUAAAUUUUUAAUUAGUUUUCAUAAAAAGAAAUUUGAUAAUAUAUUUAAAAAAUAAUUAUUUUUUGUUUCUAAUUUAGAUAGUGAUUUAGAUUUUCGGUAGGAUGUGAGCAUUAUGAAGAUUUAAUUCAUGAUUUAAGCCAAGCUUUAGAUAAAGUUUAA